Messenger RNA from Impatiens glandulifera, 354 nucleotides. RefSeq lists its product as uncharacterized. Lineage: Eukaryota; Viridiplantae; Streptophyta; Magnoliopsida; Ericales; Balsaminaceae. The record is from RefSeq and is a predicted model, not a curated record. Bases 1 to 354 code for a protein of 117 amino acids. The transcript has a single exon.
AUGGCGAUUUCCGAUAUAGUCGCCGGAAAUUUAACCAGGCUUUACUUGUUACUGAUAACGGCGAUCAAAGUCUACGGCCUUGUUUACAACCGGAGUUUCACCGGAGUCUUCGUCUUGUUUGCUUCCACCGCCACGCUCACUGUACUUCUGAUCGGAACUCUAGUUUACGACGUUUCGAGAAAAGCCGCAAAAGCGCUGACGGCGGCACGGUUGGGGUCAAUAGUCGCCGAUCGUAGUCAAUUGAAGAAGGAAAUAUGCAGGGGAGGUAUAUGUUGGCAUCGGAUGGUGUUUGGAUCGCCGAUUUCGCAAGUAAUUUAUGGAAUUCCUCAACCGGAAAUUGAUUUUGAAGAUUAA